CACAAAUAUCACCGUAUAUGUAUGUACGUGAAGUUACCGAGACGUGCAUGAAAGUCCAUGAUUGACUCCCAUUUUCCUGCCAUUUUCGUUAUCACUAAGACUACUACUAAUACACGAAUACACUAUCAUGGUUGGAGCUCCAUCGCCCCUUUCAAACGUCUGCAUAAUCUGAGCUGCAACCUCACGGUACCUCGACCGUCAAAACGUAAUCCAAGUGCGCACGAUACCCCCGACAGAGACUGCCCACAGUCGAAUGCUGUGCAACUAACUUCCCCACCAUAGUGCGCGGAAACCCAUAAUCCAAUAACAAAACAAAUAUACUAGCCAGG
Molecule: messenger RNA, 329 nt
Organism: Mollisia scopiformis
Lineage: Eukaryota; Fungi; Ascomycota; Leotiomycetes; Helotiales; Mollisiaceae
Exons: 1
Coding region: 58-282 (74 amino acids)
Source: RefSeq, a predicted model, not a curated record